Molecule: messenger RNA, 1011 nt
Organism: Pyrus x bretschneideri (Chinese white pear)
Lineage: Eukaryota; Viridiplantae; Streptophyta; Magnoliopsida; Rosales; Rosaceae
Product: V-type proton ATPase subunit E2-like
Exons: 6
Coding region: 220-900 (226 amino acids)
Biological process (GO): proton transmembrane transport
Cellular component (GO): proton-transporting two-sector ATPase complex, catalytic domain
Molecular function (GO): proton-transporting ATPase activity, rotational mechanism
Source: RefSeq, a predicted model, not a curated record
UCGGACGAAUCUUCUCACAUAGGCAUUAUUCAACACAGAUUAAUUGGAAUGCUUGUCGCACAAACUACAACUCCACCUUUUUCCUCCCAUUUCUUAACUUGCAUUCAAGAUUAUUCCCUCUGAGAGGGCUUUUCUCAAGAGUCUUCUAAACACACUAUACAUACCUCGUAUCUGUAUUCGUAUCCGUAUUCAUUUACGUUCAAUCUUAAUCUUGACAGGAUGAACGAUGCAGAUGUGUCGAAGCAGAUUCAGCAGAUGGUCAGAUUCAUUCGCCAAGAGGCUGAAGAGAAAGCCAAUGAGAUUUCUGUCUCUGCUGAGGAGGAGUUUAACAUUGAGAAACUGCAAAUAGUUGAAGCUGAAAAGAAAAAGAUCAGACAAGAAUAUGACCGCAAGGCAAAGCAGGUGGACGUCAAAAAGAAAAUCGAAUACUCGAUGCAAUUGAACGCGUCGCGUAUAAAAGUUCUUCAAGCGCAAGAUGACAUUGUAAAUUCCAUGAAAGAAUCUGCUGGCAAGGAUCUUCUCAAAGUUGCUGAUGGCAAGAAGGCAUACAAGAAGCUCCUCAAAGACUUGAUUGUUCAGAGUUUACUGCGGCUAAAGGAGCCAGCAGUGUUGCUGAGGUGCAGAGAGGUUGACAAAAAGGUUGUUGAGUCUGUGUUGGAGGAAGUAAAGAAAGCUUAUGCUGAUAAAGCCAAUGUUCCUGCCCCCAAAAUCACUGUCGACGAUCGUGUGUUUCUCCCACCUCCUCCGAAGGGCGGCGAUUCCCAUGAACCCUAUUGUUCUGGUGGAGUGGUGGUGGCCUCCCAAGACGGGAAGAUUGUGUGCGAAAACACCCUUGAUGCGCGGUUGGAUGUCGUGUACAGACAGAAACUGCCUGAGAUUCGGAAGCGCCUUUUAGGUUAAACCAGAUGAGUACUUUCUUACAAGUAAGAAGAAGACUUGUUCUUUGUUGGUUUAGCAGUUUACUUCUGAGAUGAUGAACUGUUGCUUCCAGAAAAUAACGGUUCUUAGCUU